Molecule: messenger RNA, 2896 nt
Organism: Epinephelus fuscoguttatus (brown-marbled grouper)
Lineage: Eukaryota; Metazoa; Chordata; Actinopteri; Perciformes; Serranidae
Product: CBY1-interacting BAR domain-containing protein 2-like
Exons: 9
Coding region: 280-1317 (345 amino acids)
Biological process (GO): cilium assembly
Cellular component (GO): ciliary transition zone; ciliary basal body
Source: RefSeq, a predicted model, not a curated record
UAUGAUCAUUUUCCUCUGUAAUAUAAAGCAUUUCUUACAUAAUCCUUUAUAGGGCGAGACAUACAGACCCUUAAGUUCUAAGGCCUGGUUGAUGGCCACAAUAAUACUCUGCUGCCAUCAUGUGGCAGAGAGUUUCACUUACACCCCCACCACAGCUAUUACACAACAUCUGUUGUUGGUGUUUCCAUGACAGCAGUGUUCUGUUACCUGGUGCAGGUGAGACUCAACUGAAAACAAAGAACAGGACAGAGGAGCUGCAGGGGGGACAACAGAACAAACAUGAACGGUCUCCUUUCCAGGGAUGUCCACAUAAAGAGCAUGGAGCAGACAGUGAAACAUGCUGAGAAGUAUCUAGGUGAGUUGUGCUCCCUGCUGGCCUCCUACACCAGGAAGACAGCCAAGCUUAGAGACAAGGCAGACAUCCUGGUGGCUCAGCUCUUUCACUUCUCCAGCAGAGAGGAUCCCGAGCUCCAGGUUGGCCUGAAAAACCUGGCAGAAGACCUGGCCAUGGUGCAGGACUAUAGACAGGCGCAGGUAGAGAGACUGGAGAUGAAAGUUGUUACUCCUCUAAAAGCCUAUGGAGACAUAAUCAAAAAUAAAAAGGCACAUCUCAAGAAGUUCAGCACUGACUUGAACAGUCAGCUGAAGGAGUUGCAGAAACUGGAGAAAAUACGACUAAGGAACCCAGCUGAUCGACAGACCAUUUCCCAGGCAGAAGUAAAUGCUCAGAAGGCUUCCAACAAUGCCCAGCGCAACAUCAGACAACUGGAGGAGACCAUCACAGACUUCCAGAGACAGAAGCUAGAGGAUAUCAAAAGGAUUUUCACAGACUUCAUCACAGUGGAGAUGCUCUUCCAUGCUAAAGUGCUGGAGGUCUAUGCACAUUCAUACCACAACCUGGAAGAAAUGAACACUCAAAAGGAUCUGGAGCUAUUCAGUGGAUGGAUCAAGAUGUCUGACUCUCUGGCUGAGCGCCUUGACACCCCUCUGAUCAGCUACUCUUCUCCCCUCAUGAGCCACUAUCCCAGUCAUCCUCUGGCCUCCACCAUAGGCCGCAGCCUCAGGUCACCAUUGGCUUCUACCAGAGGCCAGCAUCACAGACAACACAGCCAGUACCCAGACACAGGCAGGCGGUCUCACAACAUCUUACAACGCCAGAGAGGCAUGGAGGAGAAGGAGAAGGAGCUGGAGGGGGAAGAAGAGGAUGAAGAAGAGGAGGAAGAAGAAGAGGAGGAAUCAAAGAUAGAAGAGGGUCAGCAGACCAGCAGGCGGUCUUAUGCUGCUCAAUAUACCCAGAUGCGCAGAUGGCAAAAGUAACAGACUGUUCGGAAACACACACAGAUACACAGAUCCAACUACUGGCACACAAUGCAGGGCACAUAUCAAUGAAAAUAUUAUCUAUAUAUUAAUUUUUUUCCAUGCUGAAAUAGAUGCUGUUACAUGUACAGCUGUCUUCCAAUCAACUUAUUUUCAUUAUUGUUGUCACCAAGGUGCAGUCUUUUCAAAUUAUGUUUAUACAAUGUAAAUGUAAUACUGAAUGCACUGAAAAACUCACAUAUAUUAGUAAUUUCUCUUAUGAUCUCUGCUGGAAAUGAGUCAGAUCGGCAGAAAAAACGACUACCAAAAUAAACCAAGAUGGAUCAACUCACUUCAAGAAAAUAUGUUUUAUUUCAGUUCUUUCAGGUUGGAGAUGUGAAUGCCAACUCACACCUAUGAUUAAAAGAUGUGGGCUCAUAAGUAGACAACAAAUGGAGGAAGAGGAGAGAGCACACUUUCUCUGCCGUCAGCAUUGAUGGAUCCUGCAUAACUCAGAAUUACGUUAAAUGGCAAUGUUUUGGGGGGUUUUUUUACCCAACAUUUUUAUCAAAUUUGGGCAGUAUUUUUUUUUUUUUGUUUUGCAGUAUUUAUUCAUAGCAAGUACAAUAUACUAUGGAUAAAGUUAAGGAAAUAUUGUAGUUAUUUUUGGAGAACUGUGUCACAGAGAACCAAAAGACAGACAUUGAUGCUAGAUUCAGGAGGCCUUGAAGUCAACAAAUAAGACAUAAUAACAACUGCAUUCACAAGUCACAGAUACAUGAGAAGAGAAAACUGAGGAAAAAGAACUGAAACAGGUCCAUUCCACUACAGAAUGCUCAGUAAAAGAGACCAGAGUUGGUCAUUGAUUAUUGGACCUGAAUGUCUUUAAGAUCUGAUCCAUCACCACCAAAAGACAAUCCAAGGCCCAGCAACAGGGAGCAGCAACACCAAGGAAAAAGCAUUUAAGAGGAGAUGAAGGUCAGCGAGAGAAAUACAUUUUGAAUGCUGUAAGUAGGAAGGAAAUAAUUAUGACAAUACUCAUUGAAACAGUAUGUAUGAAUGGAGUUGUGGGAUUAAUCUGUAAUUAUAUCAUGAUAUCAAACGAAAUGUGUCAAAUCAAGCAAAGUAUUAAUGAUUUUUAUAAAGAAAGGAUUAACAAUCAUUUUAACAGUCACAGAAGUUAACUGAGAAACUAUGCCAUGUGUUAUCACCCUGUGACCUCAUGAAAGUGUGUGUAAUGAGUGUAAAAGUGAAAUUAGAGAGGUGGUGGAAAGUACAGAGAAGGCCUAGAGGACAAAGAUGAAUUAAGUACCUUAAAUGGCCAUGCAUUUGUAUAGUGCCUUUCUAGUCAUCCGACCACUCAAAGUGCUCUUUACACUACAAGUCACAUUCACCCAUUCACACACUGGUGGCCGAGGCUGCCAUACAAGGUGCCACCUGCUACUCAGUUUUUAACACACUCACGCACCAAUGGAACAGCCAUUGGAAGCAAUUUGGGGUUCAGGAUCUUGCUCAAGGAUACUUUGACAUGCAGACUGGAGGAGCCGGGGAUCGAACUGCUGAUCUGUCAAUUGGUGGACGACCCGCUCUAUAUCUGAGC